Messenger RNA from Cololabis saira (Pacific saury), 3330 nucleotides. It is a transcript of the gene smtnl1, whose product is annotated as smoothelin-like 1. NCBI's taxonomy places the organism in Eukaryota, Metazoa, Chordata, Actinopteri, Beloniformes, Belonidae. Gene Ontology annotation, biological process: actin cytoskeleton organization. The record is from RefSeq and is a predicted model, not a curated record. Gene Ontology annotation, cellular component: microtubule organizing center; filamentous actin. The coding region runs from base 226 to 1566 and encodes 446 amino acids. Gene Ontology annotation, molecular function: protein binding. The transcript is spliced from 5 exons.
AACCACAAACACAGAGUAGUGUUGCCUGAGAGGAGGAGUAAGGGCAACAGAGACAGCGGAAAAGUCUAACAGUGAAGCAGAGAGACACGUUCCUUGAGGACACCGCACCUUUUACUGAAUGAGAAUAUUUUGUUCUUAAGGAAAGCAGAGGGGAUUGUUUGAGUAUCCUGUUGUGUUAAACUGAAAGUCUUACUCCAGUGAACAAACUGGGAUUAACUGGACAUCAUGGAUGGAGAAUCGCCCAGCAAUGACACAGAGACGACGUAUCAAACAGAUGCCAACAAUAACAACCAGGCUGACGAGUCGGGGCAGGUGGAGAACAAAAGCCCAGAGGAGACAGCAGAAGGUCAAAGGGUAAUGGAUAUGGUGGAGACGGGUGAGGGAGAUGACGUACAAGAACAGUCAAGACAAGAAGAGGUCACUGAUGGAGAUGCAAACAAACCCCAGACUCCUCCGCAGCCUUCUGAUGGUGACACUGAAGAGGCUGGACCAGAUAAAGACAAAGUGUCAGCUGUCGCUGAUGUGACUGAACCCGAAAAAGCAAGCCUAGAUAAAGAUGAGAAGGAGGGUAAGGAACAGGAAGAAAAGGAGGGAGAGCAGGUGGAAGAAGUCCAGAGCUGCGGGAAUGGUAAAGAUGAAAAGGAUACAAAGGACGAAGAAGGAAGUAAAUGUAAGAAAAAAACAAAAGCUGAAGAGGAACAUGUAAAUGAAAAAGAGGCAAAAGGAGAAGAGAGCAAAAAACAAGUCAAAAAGGUGGAUACAGAGAGAUCAGACAAAGGAAAUCUUAAAGAGGCAGAAAAACAAGGGAAGCUCAAAAGAAAGACUGGUCCUCCUGCCUCUAUCUCCCGACCCAGAACCUCUGCACGCUCUGUCAGAGCAUCUGCCAAAAGAGACAUCAUAGCCAAGUUCCAACAAGGUGCACCGGAGACACCAAUACCUCGCAACUUCAGACUUCAAAGGUCGUCUAAUGCUACGGCAACUGGGGCAUCAAUAAAACAGAAAAUACUUCAGUGGUGUCAGAGCAAGUCACGCAACUAUGAGGGCGUCAAAAUAGAAAACUUCUCGUCAUCUUGGUGUAAUGGUCUGGCUUUCUGUGCACUGAUCCAUCGCUUCUUUCCAGAUGCUUUUGACUACAGCUCACUAAAACCAGAAGAAAGGGAGAAAAACUUUACUUUGGCCUUCGAAACUGCAGAAUCCCUGGCUGACUGCUGCCCUCUGCUGGAAGUGGCUGACAUGAUCAUGAUGGGCAAUCACCCUGACCCCAUGUGUGUAUUCACAUAUGUCCAGUCCCUCUGUCACAGCCUCUCCAAAAUUGAAAACGAGAGGAGGAACAAAGAAAAGCUGGAGAAAGAAGAUGGAAAGGAUGGAAAAGAGGAAGCAGAGAAAGAGAAAGGAGACGAUGCAUCAGGAGAGGCGUCAACUCACGAAAGUGAGACAGUGGACAACCAGGAAGAGACACAAGGAAAAAAUAUUGCAGAGGGAGAGGAAACUGGAGAGAAGGCAGACGUUGCAAAGAGUUGUGAGAUGGAGGAAAGUGAAGGAGACAAGGCAGAGGAACAAAACUGAGAGUAAAAAAAAAGACUGAAAAGAUGCUGAUGUGAGUAAGUCUUAGUGUACAUUUACAACAAUAAAAAAGCUAUGUAGGUCGAAACUAAGCUAAAAUAACAAAAAAAACAUGGUGAUGUAAUGUUAUAAGUAGACUACAUGAAGCUGGGGUUUUUUCACGUGUUGUCAGUCUUUUGAGCACAUAAGAGAAGAAUGUUGAGCCUUUUAAAUCAAUGUGUGUUUAUGGAAAAACAAAAAUGCUAAAUGAAAAUGUUUCCACAACUAAAAAAAAUGUUUUAUGGAAUGGAUGUGAUGCCAUUGGAUUGCCUUCUUAUUGUAAAAGAGACAAGUAUCUUAUUAUAGGAAUUAUAUUACUUAAAAAAAACUCUUUAGGGCGUCUUUUGGGGUAUUUUCCUUAAGUGCAACAUGCAGAAUAGCACCCUGUUCAGAUGAUGUGGUUUCAUUUUAGUUUUUUUGUUUUUGUGUUUAUUUUCUAAAAUGCUGUUGUGUUUCUGGUUGUUUUCACAAAUCUUGAAUACACAUCAUUGUCACCGUACUUUGUAGAGAAGUAAAAAGUUAAAUCACUUUUGUGGCCUCUUAAUUAUUUUCAUAUUAUAUCUUCAAUAUGAUACUUCAGAUAGAGGUGGCAAGAAGUAAAAACAGUGAGAGUUACUUUGAGACCGACAAGGAUGGAUAGGAUUAAAUUCAAGCACAUCUUGAUUAGAUGCCUGAGAUAAAAUUGGACCCCUUUAACAUGUUUAUUUUGUUUUAUUGUUAUGCAUAAAGGAUAUUUAUUGGACAUAGAUUCCAAAAAGGUUGGAUACUGUGUAAAAUAUAAAUAAAAACAUAGUGCAAUAAUUUGCAAAUCUCAUAAACCCAUCAUUUAUUCCCUAUAGAACAUAAAUUAAACACCAGCUGCUGAAACUUAGACAUUUUUCCACAUAAUGGAAAAUAGAGAGAUAUCCUGGCUGUAUGCAAAACCCAUUUGACACAGCACAGAAGCCAUUCAGCUACAAUAUCUGUAGAGUGUGGACCACCAUGAGAGAUGAUGAUGAGCUCUUCACUUCAUCUUUAAUGUCAGCAAUGCAGAUCAUUGUAUCAUUGCAGUACACUGACCGAAAACAGGGGGAUGUCUCCAAAAAGAAUCACUUUACAUUGACUCUCAUGUUAAAAUGUCCAACUUCACAGCAGAAAUAAACUUAAAAAAUGGGUCUGCUCUUUUCAAAAUCAAGGACUAGACUUCUGAUGGCAGUCAGCUUAGCCAAUAUGCUACGAAGCUUAGCAAAGUAAUUAGUCAUUUGUACUAACCCUGCAUAAGCUAAACACAGCGAUUAUUUUUAAAUUUCAUCAUCGAAACCACAUAUGAAUUGGAAUAAUCUUCUGCAAUCGUUUGCCGGCAGUACUGCGUAUCCUCGGGUGUGGAUUGACUCAAGAAGCUGGUAGCUGUGGUAUCUACCCUUGCAAUGCUUUUCUUAGACAAAGAUUUAAUAUAGAUUGUAAUAAUUGUAAAUUCUAUUGUAAAUUCUAUGUCUAUCAGAACUUUUUGGGGAUGUUUUCAAACCUUGACCUCAGAGAAAGACACUCAAGCAUCAGUCUUAAACUUACUAUUAACACACUAUUAAAAUAGGGGUUUUGUUGCAGGAAAAAAAAGAGUGAUAUUUUAUGUAAUACUUUAAUUAUUUUAGCAAAAUAUUUCCUCCACUGACAUAGGUUUUCAAAUAGCAAUCCACUGUUUUUAAUUUUUUAAUGAAAUUCUUACUUUCAAAAAGUCCUUAAAACAUAUAA